Messenger RNA from Stylonychia lemnae, 1038 nucleotides. NCBI's taxonomy places the organism in Eukaryota, Ciliophora, Spirotrichea, Sporadotrichida, Oxytrichidae. The record is from the annotation of a GenBank genome assembly.
AUGAAAACAGCUACAACUGUAAAUCAUCACUUUUAAAGAGCAGAUGAGCCUGAGCAGCUACUUGAGGGAAUGGCUGACUAUUUCGCUCUUCAAACUCAUUCAGCAAAGGAAAACCCUAAUUUCACCCCUUCUAAAAAUAAUGGGUGGAAAGUGAUAUCAAAGGCUAUAUUUAAUUAGCAAGCCCCGUAGCAUAAAAUAUUCAGAGAAAAUUUGAAAAAAAUAGCCCACUAUGAUGAAAAUGGACGUCUGAUUUCUUCAAGAGAUACAUAGUAUGAAAGAAACUUUCACAAUACUCACUUAGAUCACAGUCAUUAAUAUGAUGAUAAUAAAGAGAACUCAGAUAUUCAAAAUUUCAUAUAUAGAAAUCAGCAUAAUAAAAAAAUGGUCAGCUAUAUUCAUAAAACUAAAUAAAAACUACAAACACUUAAUGACAUGAAAUCAUAGCUAGAUACUUUUAAAACUGAUAAAUCUUGGUAUGAGACAAUGCUUAAGCCAAAAAGAAUGCUUAAGGAGAGGGAUCAAAAUCAAAUCUAGGCUUAAAAGAAUACUUUGUCAUUAGAAAGAAAUAGUGAUGAUGAAUCUGAUAAUGACCUUCAAGAAAAGAAAGCUUAACAACUUCUUAAAUAAUAGAAAAUCCAAAACAUGAUUUAGAGGUUCUAUUCCCAUACAACUAAGUCUUUUGAGGCAAAGAAGUUGGAAUCUACCUAAUUUAACUAGAAGUCUGAACAAAACUUGAUGCAAAAGAGAAGAUUUUCCCAUUUUGCCGGUAAAAUUCAAUCUUCUAAUAGCUCUCGAAUGAUUCUUGUGGAAUCAAGACCAAUGGAAAACAAAACUCAUUUGGAAACUAUUUCUGAGAGACCAGUUAGCAAUCUUGAAAAAAUAAACUCAAGAAAAUUCUCCUAAAGGAGACAUCCCAUAAAUUUAGAUGAUCAUUCUUUGGGAAGAAAUAGACCCAAGAGUUGCGAUCUCAGAAUCAAAAAGUUUAAGAAAAUAGAUAAAUUAAUUUAACAAACUCAUACUUAAUAGUAAUAGAAGUGA